Messenger RNA from Paramecium pentaurelia, 3417 nucleotides. The record is from the annotation of a GenBank genome assembly. Lineage: Eukaryota; Ciliophora; Oligohymenophorea; Peniculida; Parameciidae.
AUGUAUAUCUUAUAUUAUAAUAUUUAUACAUAUUUAAGAGAAGAAAGUAAAUAAUUAUUAAAAGCAAGAUUAAGAAAGAAUUUUUGUAAAUAAUAUGACUAAACUACUUUAAUUUUUGAAGAAUUUUACAAAACUGAAUAUAUAAUAAGAAUAUUAAAUUUAUAAAUGAUUAAAUUAUUGGAAGAUAAAUUGGUUUUUUAUAAUCAAUUGAUUAAAGAAUUAAUUUCAUAAAAUCAAAUUUUUGAUUGUUGUUUUAAAAUUUCCAUUCAACUUUGUUAAAUUGAGAAAAAUAUUAAUUAAAUAUAUUAAUAAAAUCCAUGUAAUAAAUGAUAAUUUUUAAGUUAGCUAUUAGUAUAUUAAAUUUAAAAGUAUUUUAUCAGGCCGAAAUCCUAAGAAAUUAUGUAUAAGCCAGUAGGGAACAUUCAAUUAUCUAUGAGUUGGAAUCAUAGUAUAAAUAAACUAGCAUUGUGCUAUUAGCAAAAUAAAACAAAGUAGCAUUUUUGAUUACGAAAUUAGGAGAUUGUUCAUAUAAUAUAAAAAUUGAAAGAGCAUCAAGUAAUGCUAAAUCAUUUUUUCAAAAUGAAUUACCUUAAUAUAUUGAGCCCCUAAUUCCUUAAGGCAUUAGAGAUUAUCAUGGGUAGAAUCUACACGAUUUCUUUUAAACUGGUUCAUCCCCUAGAUAUAAACAAAAUGCUCGUUUAUUCCUUCUUUAAAACAAUUACAUUUAAAUAGCUGAAUCAUAUUUAGAUUCUUACAAUAGCUUAUCUGAAUUAAGAUUUAUUAAUAUAAUUCUAGAACUUAAAGAUAUUAAAGGAUAUAUGAUUCUAAAUAAUUAAUUUCAAGUAGUUGGAAUAAAUAAGCAACUUUUAGAUUUAUUAAAUUUUUCAAAAUCAUAAAUUGAUUACUUUUAACCAGAUGAAAUGUUAUAUGGUUUAGAUGUAAGAUUAAUGAUCCCUCAAUUUCUAAUUUUAAUAGAAGAGAAUAGAGCUAUGUCUUUGAUUGAGUUCUAUUUUAUAAAAUAAUGCUAUAUUUUUGAUUUAACAAAGCAUACAAUGAUUGAAAGAUUUACAAAUAUGAAUCUUUUAGAUAGAUUUGAAUCAUAGAUUGAAAUAUAAUCAAAAUAUCAUAAUGAUAAAUUAUCAUAUUUGAUCAUAACCUUUGAUUACUUGAAGAAGCAGAAUAUAACUUCAUUAUUAUCAAAUUUUAUUGAAUGUUCAACAAAAUCUAAUUAAAAGAUUGAUUUAUAACAAAAGCUUUUGGAAGGGAUCAAGAUUGAUUCCCCAUAUGAUUUUGAUGAUUCUAAAAACUUAGAUAUAUAACCAGAAUUUACAUAUUAAUAAUUGAAUUCCCCUUAAGAAAAAUCCUCAACAUACGAAUUAUUAUUUUAAUAGAAAUUUUAUAAUCGAUAUCAUGAUAUUUCUGGAGGAAGUGAUGAUGUUUCAAUAAUUAAGAAGAACUUUUAAAAAUAAGUAAGUAUGCCUUAGUUUUAUUCAGAAAAUAACAAAUAAAAAAUUUCUGUAUAAGAUGUAUGUACUCCAUCAAAGAAAAAAGAAAAAUAUGAUUCAAAUUUUUAAGAUAAAGUGGAAUUUAUAGAUAAAAUGGGAUAGAAAAAGAUUAAAAAUAUAUUUGUUAGAUUAGCAAUCUUCUUUUUAGUUGUUUCUUCAUUAUUAGGAAUAGUAUCCUUAUUACUUUAAACAUUUUUGAUAUAAAAUAAUUUUAAUAAUUACAUCACAGAUGUUGAAUAACUGUCAAUUAAAAAUGAUCUCCUAUAACCUAUGUUAAGUUUCUUUAUAUUAAGAUUUAUCAUAUAUGAUAAAACUAAUCUAUUAAAUUAGAAAUUAAUAACUUAGGAAUAAUAUUUGAAUGAAAUUGAUUUUGCAAAAUAAUAUCUAAAGAAAGAAUUUGAUCAUUUUCAUAAUCAUAUUUAGGAAUUAUUUGAAUCACAACUUUUGUAAGAUUUAUUAUACGAUCAUUAUUACAAUGUAAUUUAUUUAUAAGACGACUUUACUUAUACGUAUGAAAACUUUAGUGCUCGAACCUUCUUUAUAAAAUAUUUUGAUUAUCAAUAAUUUAUUUAUGCAAUAUACUCUAAUAAUGAACUCCCUAAAAUAACUACUCCUGUCACUUUUUAAAUGCUAAAUUAAAAAUUAUUGUUUGAGAUUUGUUCAUAUUUGGGUGAGUAAGUUUAUACUAAUACAAUAACUAGAAAUUCUAAACAAAUCAAUGAUUAAAUUAUAGUUAUUGCAUGCUUUUUAAGUGUUAAUUUUAUUUGUUUAUUAUUCUCUAAUUACUAUUAUAGAAAAUUUGCAAAUUAAAGAUAAAACUUUGGAAGUAUGAUGUUUAAUUUAGAAAAAAGUGCAUUAGAAUCUGAAUUAGAAAAUUUAGAUUUUUUAAUUAAUCAAAUAGAAAAUCAUAACAUAACUUAAUUUUAUACCUUUAAUGAAAAGUAUAAAGAACGUGAAAUCUAAGCAUUAAAUUAGAAAUCAAAAACUCAUUAUUAAAAUUAGCAUAAAUAAAUUCACAAAAAGGCUAAAAUCGACACUACUAAAUUCUUGAUUUUCAUUUAUACUAUGUUUAUAGGUUUCUUGACUGUAAAUUUAACAAAUACUCUUAUUCUAUCUGAAUUUAUUUAAAAAUAUAAACCCACAGCUACUAUGCAUAAAAAUACUUCAGAAUUGUGUUUAAAUAUAGCAUUAAUUUAUAGUUAAAAGGAAUAACUGAACAAUUAAGUUUUCUUUACAUAUUUAAGAGACUCAGAUUUUUAGAAUAUGGUUUAACAGCUGAAUUAAUCUUCUAUAUAAAUCAAAUAAUAUUAAUAAGAAUUAUUGAAUGUUAAUCUAAAUAAUUUACUAUUUAAUGCUGACUUUGUAUCUUACUUUCUAGAAUAAGAAACUUAGGAUUUAUGUCCACUCAUCAAUACAGUAUAAAAUUAUACUAUCAUAGAAUAACAAUUAAUAAAUCCUAACAAUUUGUAUGAAUUCAUUUGAAGGAUCUUUUCUCUUAGGGAUUUAAGCUGUCUUGAACCAUGUAUCUAAAAUAGUUACAUAAGAAUUGAUGACUUAAGAAUUUACUCAAAGAGAACCAAUAAAUACAUUAGAAGUCGAAGGAGCUUAUUUGUUUGUUGAAUACUUAUAAAAAGCAUCUGAUGUGGCAAUGCAAGACUUUUCUGAAUAAGUUUUGCAUUAUAAAUCUAUUUUAGAAGUAUAAUAUUAUUUAUAAUAGACAAUUCUUAUUUCAUCCAUCUCUUUUACGUUAAUUUUAGUAGCAACUAUAUUGAGUGCUUUAGAAAUCAAUUUAAAAUUAAAACUAAAGUAUGCUGUUAAAUUUAUACAUCUAAUACCAAGAGAAGUUUUGUUCUUGGACAAUGCUUUUGAAAGGAAAGUUAGAAUGGCUAUUCUGAAGGAUCCAAAUUUAUGA